AUGCCAGACCACUCUUUUCGUGAGUCUAAUGUUAAGAGAAGAGCCUCGAUUGUUUAUGGGUCAGUUGGGAAGGGAGGACUCUUCUUACCUUCAGAUUUCAUAAAGAAGGCUCCUGCUAUUGAAGGUGAUGACGAAGGUGUUGAAGAGGACGAAGAAUCAGCUCCUACUGAAUAUGAUCCGUUACUUCUGACUGCCCCACCAGGUACUCAAUUUGGUUCAACCAAGAUGCGUCGUCAUUCCUCGGUCCACCAGGAGAUUUUAGAGCAAGAGAGAGAUCUCUUGGAAGAUAAUAAAAUUAGCAUUUCACACAAUCCUGGAAGAGACGAGGAGGAGGAUCUCACUGAAACUUUCGAAGAAGCUGUAAAGUCCAAUAAGUUAGUAACUAGCAAUUCUAUUGAAUUGAAGACAUUGAUCAAAUCUUCCAUCCCAUUGGUUAUUACUUUCCUUUUGCAAAAUUCAUUGUCUACAGUUUCCGUGUUUACUGUUGGUCAUUUAGGAGCAACGGAAUUGGCUGCCGUUUCUAUGGGUGCCAUGACUGCUAACAUUACUGGCUAUGCAACAAUUCAAGGAAUUGCAACAGCAUUGGACACAUUGUGUCCACAAGCUUUUGGAGCUAAGAAAUACCAUUUGGUUGGAAUUUAUUUACAAAAAUGUGUUGCAUUGAUCUUAACAAUUAUGUUUCCCAUAUUGAUAAUUUGGAUCUUUUUCGGUUAUAGAUUGAUUGUCUUACUUAUUCCUGAUAAGGAAACUGCUAAAUUGGCUGCGGUUUACUUACAAUAUAUUGCUCCAGGUAUCCCCGCAUAUAUUUUAUUUGAAUGUGGUAAAAGGUUCUUACAAGCCCAGGGUGUCUACCAUAUUUCGACUUAUGUAUUGCUCUUUGCUGCUCCCUCAAACGCUAUUAUGAACGUGGUCUUGGUUAAGCAUUUGGGUUACUUGGGUGCACCAGUAGCCGUAGCAAUUAACUAUUGGUUGAUGACUAUAGGUUUAUUCUUGAGCACAGUGUAUGGUAUUAAAGCUGAAGAUACUCCAAGUGGAUUUCAUCCUUUAAAGUGUUGGGCUGGAUUAAAUAUCAAGCAAGCUUUCUCAGCAUGGAAAAAUUUGAUUCUUUUGGCUGUUCCAGGUUUAAUCAUGUUGGAAGCAGAAUUCCUAGCUUUUGAAAUAUUAACAUUAUUUGCAUCUUACUUGGGAACCAUUUCGUUAGCAGCUCAAUCUAUUGGAACUACAAUGGCAUCUUUGACUUAUCAAGUUCCAUUUGCUAUUGGAAUUGCUUCUUCUACCCGUAUUGCUAACUUCUUGGGUGCUGGCAUGGCUGCUUCAGCAAAGAAGUCAACUCAAGUUGCAUUAAGUUUUGGAUUGGUUAUAUCUGUUCUUAACUUUUUAGCAUUAUUUGUGUUCCAAACUGAAAUUGCUCAAUUAUUUACAAAUGACGAGAGAGUUAUUAAGAAGGUAGAAAGCGUAAUGUGGCUUAUUGCUUUGAUGCAAAUCUCAGAUGCUGUCAAUGCAAACUCUGCUGGAUGUUUAAGAGGUCAGGGUCAAACUAAAAUAGGAGGAAUUGUGAAUUUAUUUUCAUACUAUGUUGUUGGAUUACCAUUAUCUAUAUACUUAUCAUUUUAUAAUGAAACUUUCAAGGGAAGUUUGCAUGGUUUGUGGAUAGGUAGUACGGUUGCUUUAACUAUUAUCGGAGCUGUUCAAAGUUAUUAUUCAUUGUUUGCAGAUUUUGAUAAAUUAUGUGAAGAAGCUCGCCAAAGAACAUCAGAGGGGGAAGCUAUUGGAGCAGCCCAUUAG
This is a messenger RNA of Dujonia railenensis, 1785 nucleotides long. NCBI's taxonomy places the organism in Eukaryota, Fungi, Ascomycota, Pichiomycetes, Serinales, Debaryomycetaceae. The record is from the annotation of a GenBank genome assembly.